Molecule: messenger RNA, 13965 nt
Organism: Eimeria acervulina
Lineage: Eukaryota; Apicomplexa; Conoidasida; Eucoccidiorida; Eimeriidae
Exons: 17
Coding region: 1-13965 (4654 amino acids)
Source: RefSeq, a predicted model, not a curated record
AUGGAGGCAUCUCAGGGUUGUGAGUUGUGGGUAUUGGUGCAAGAGCCCCCAGCACCCUGGGCCCCAGCAGAUGCAGAAACCCUCGACCCCGAGGAGCAGCGGGUAGAAGCAGCACUCGCUGUCUCCAAGGUGGCUGUGCUGCUGGUGCUAAAGAGGUCUAUGAAGGCUAUCGCGCUGCUGCAGCAGCAACAGCAACAGCAACAGCAGCAGCAGCAGCAGCAGCAGGCCCACAUAAAGGGAGACACAGCAACCCCCGCCAGGCUUGCGUUGCCCCCUGCAGCAGGAGACAGCAAACAACCAGCUAAUGCUGCUCCUGUUGUUGCUGCUGCUGCUGCUGCUGUUCCCGCAGCCGAAUCUGCUGCAGUGGGCGGCCCCCAUGCAACAGCAGCAGGAGGAGCCCAAGAAACAACUGGGAGCUCUGAUUCAGUUGGCUCUCGCAGCAGGUCUGCUGUUGCUGGUGGUGCUGCUGCUGCCGGUACAGCAGCAGCACCACCACCAACUGCAGCAGCAGCAGCAGCAGCAGCAGCAACAGGUCAUAUAUCUCGUCAUGGGGGUUCCCACGGGGGGCGUGGAGGCCCUUUGCAUGCAUUUACCUUCCGUGCGUUCGAAGGAUAUGUAUCUGAUAAACUUAAAACCAUCUUCCAGAGGUCCCCUCAGCAGCAGCAGCAGCAGCAGCAGCAGCAGCAGCAGCAGCAGCAGCAGCACUCUCGACUGUGGCAGGUGCUGGCUGGGUCGGGGGGCCCCACAUCCUUUGGGGGGGUCGCACCUCCACCUGGCUCUUAUCGUAACUCAGCAGCAAACGCAAGAACAGCAGACAAGCAGACGAAGCUGCUGCUGCAGCAACAGCAGCAGCUGCUGCUGCUGCAGCAGCAGAAGCUUGCUGCAGCACGAGCUGCUGCUGCAGCAAGAGCAGCUGCACGCAGGAACCAUUAUGCCUUCUCCGGUGUAUCAGCGGACCCUGAUGAGGAGGGCCCAGGGUUGCAUCUGUCUCCUGCUGCUGAAGCUGCUGCUCUUGCUGCAGCAGCAAACCUAGACAGCAAUACAGAGGACCCCAUUGAUGCUGAUGAUGAGGCAUGUGCAGCAGCAGCAGCUGCUGCUGCUGCUGCUUCAGGAAGAGUUGUCUCCCUUGCAACAACUGGGGCUUUAAACCUUCGUUUUCUCCUUGAAACAGCUCAACCAGCAGCAGCAGCAGCAGCAGGAACAGCUGUUGCUGCUGCUGCUGCUGUUGCUGCUGCAGCCGAGCAUACAGCAACAAAUGUGCAGCAGCAGAACUUUCAGGUGCAUACCCUUGAAUUCUCUCUGGAUAAACUCUUUUGUCAGCCUGGCAGCCUGCCCUUAGCUUCUCCUGCAGCAGCAGCAGAAGAGCAGUCUUCACACUCCUUAGAAAAAUUCUUCGAGUGGUUGCUGCGGCAGCUGCUGCCGCGGUGGCGUAGGACUCAUGAAGCAGCAGCAGCAGCAGCAGCAAAGCACUCUCCAGCACUCACGCAUCAUCGUCAUCAUCAUCAUCAUCAGGAGCAGCAGCAGCAGCAGGAGCAGCAGCAGCAGCAGCAGCAGCAUAGUGGAGACAAGGUCGAGGCUGAGGAGGAAGGAGGCCCAGCCGACUCUCCUCUCUCCCCCAGAACCAGCAGCAGCAACAGCAGCAGCAGCAGCAGCAGCAGCAGUUUACACCAGCGCAUGCACGCUUCUCUGCAGGAGACUAUAAAGCUGCAUGCACAGAAGCCAUCGGGGUGUCUCUGUGUGGUGGAAUUUCUUUCUGCUGCUGCUGCAGAUGAAUCGUUCUUAGAUGGGAGUGGAGAGACAGCGGAGGCGCAUGCAUCCUUGCUGGACGUCCUCUCGCUGCUGCUGCCCCGCAGCAGCAGCAGAGACAGCAGCAUUAGAGACAGCCGCAACCGGGACAGCAGCAGGCUGAAUAACAGCAGCAUACUCUAUCCUGAUCUCAGCACCUGCAGCUGCAGCAGCACAAUCACCACCAUCAACAACAGCAACAGCAGCAGCAGCAGCGGCAACAGCAGCAGCAGCAGUAGCAGCGGUGGCAGCAGCAGCAGCAGCGGUGGCAGCAGCAAUAGUGAGGCAGCGGAAGCACCAGCAACAGCAGCAGCAGCAACAGCAGCAGCAGCAAAUGCGUCCGAGGCAGCAGACUCAAAGCCCCAACGAAUUUGGACCUGUUUGCGCUCCCGCGUUGCUGGCAGCACGAGGCCCUCCAACAGCAGCAGCAGCAGCAGCAGCAGCAGGCGUUUGCUGCGGGUGUUGCUGAGAGCGCUGCUACGAGCAGCAAAGGAGACACUCAAACGGUGGAGACACUUAACUGUCUCCCUUUACCUUGGGAGCCUUCAUAUAAUGAAACGCCGUACCCUUGUCGGAGCCUCCAAGGCAGCAGGGGGCCCCUGGGGGGCCCCGGUGUCAGUGAGGGCCCCCAUUAUAUCUACUUCAUUAGGACUGCUUGGGUGCGCAGCAGCAGCAGCAGCAGCAACAGUAGCAGCAGCAGUAGCAGCAGCAAUGCCAGCAGAAGCAGCAGCGUCACGAUCAGCAGUAGCAGCAGCACCUGCAACAACAACACCAGCACGAGCACCACCAUCUACAGCAGUAGCAGCAGCAGAAGCAGCAGCACCAGCAGUAGCAGCAGCAGCAGCAGCAGCAGAAGCACAUGUGUCUGCAGUGUCUGUACAGAUGCUGGAGGACGGCAGCAUCACUUACAAUGAUAUUCGCUACUGUCUCCUCUGUCCCCCCUCAACUCUGCAUGUGCCUUCUAAACCCCUAAACCAGCAGCAGCAGCAGCAGCAGCAACAGCAGCAGCAGCAGCAGCAGCAGCAGCAGGGACCAGAGUUAGAGGAAGAUAUUAGUUGUAUGAAGUCUCCCUGGCGAGAGACACUGCAGCUUUUCCAGCUGCCUCCGUUGGCUCUAGCGAAGAAGGAAGCAGCAGCAACAGCAACAGCAACAGCAACAGCAACAGCAACAGCAACAGCAACAGCAGCAACAGCAGCAGACGCUCCUGCUCAAGGGAAUGACAGCAGCAGCACCCUUGGAUGGCUGUUGCGUCUGCUGCUGGAAGAAGCCACUCAGACCAUCCUGCUGACGAGCAUACGUUCUCCUACUAGCUUGGAAGAUUCUCUUUUGUGUCUCCAAGUAGCAGAUACACUCAAACGGUUUUGCAUGCGACCCAAAGGCCCCCAGCGCAUGCAGACACCGAAACCGGCAGCAGCAAAAGUCGCUCAACUCGUAUUGGAAGCCUUCUCCCAGCAGCAGCAGCAGCAACAGCAGCAACAGCAUGAGCAGCAGCAGCAGCAGCAAGAGCAGCAGCAGCAGCAGCAGGACACAAGACAGAAGCUUCUGCCAGAGGUGUUGGAGCGACUGCGCGCAGCGUCUGCCUUGGCGUCUCCGUUGUCCCUUCAUGCGCUGCUUCUAGAGCAAUUGUCGCUUAAAAGAAAACGAGAAGAAGGCGAACAACUAAUGCAAAAGGAGACAGAUGCUUCCGAUCCGCAGCAGCAGCAGCAACAGCAGCAACAGCAGCACCAGCAGCAGCAACAGCAGCAACAGCUGGAGAGGCAGAAGGAGCCAGAACCAAGCUCCCAGUGCAGCAGCAGCAGCAGCAGCAGCAGUGGAGGGGAGACUGAGGAGGUAGAAGCAGCGGGGCGAGCCCUGUUGUUGCUGCAGCAGCAGCAUCCUUCUUGCUGUUUGCUGUUGUCUCCUGCUGCUGCAGCAACAGCAACAGCGCUGCAGCGGCUUGCAGAUGCCUUAGAGGGCCUCAAAAUCGUGAAGCCACCAGGCCUGUACAACUCCGGUGCCAGCAGCAGCAGCAGCAGCACUAACAGCAGCAGUAACAGCAGCAGUAGUAGUAGUAGCAGCAGCAGCAGCAGUAGUAGCAGCAGCAGCAGCAACAGUGGCAGCAGCAGCAGCACAGACACUGCAGCAAAGGCUCUAAGGAUCUGCCCCCCCAUUAUAUCUGCUGCUGCUGAGGCUCGCAGCCGCAAGCUGACAUUUUCUAAACCCGAGUUCCACCUGGAAGUCCUAGGAGGAGUGGGGUGUCCCUCUUCUUAUUACAGUUUACCUGCUGCAAUACUUACUGCGCGUCUGCCUGUUGCUGCAGCAGCACCUGCAGGAGCAGGAAAACUAUCAGCAGCAAAUCCCGCAGCAGCAAAUGCAGCAGCAGCAAAUGCAGCAGCAGCAACAAAAGUGCUUCACCAGCAGCACUUCUUCGUAGGGUCUAGCGAGGAAUUCGCGAGUAUCUGCUUUGUGCUGCCCUGCUGUCCUUCUAUUGUGCUGUCUCUACACCCUCACCGUAUGGGGACGAGGAGACACCCCACACCUUCUGUUACAGCAACCUGCAUUCUUGGAGAUGCAGUAGCAGUACCUGCUGCUGCUGCUGCUGCUGCUGGUACUGGAGCUGCUGCUGCUGCAGCUGCUGCUGCUGCAGGCGUUCGCCAGACCCCACAGCAACAGCUGCACCAGUUGCAGCAGCUGCAGCUGCAGCAGCUGCAGCUGCUACAGCUGCAGCACCAGCGCCAGCUACAGCCUGCUGCAGCAGCAGCAGCAAAUGUUCAUAACGGAAUACUUGGCUGCUCCUUAAUUGCUGCCAAGUUGCUUCGCCAUCAAAAGGAGACAGCAAAGAUAAAAGAAAAAGAUUAUUAUAUGAAGAGCAGAAGAGACGCAGCCUCCCGUUGUGAGGAGACAGAUGUGCAGGAGCAGCAGCAGAAGAUGCUGCUGCUGCAGCAGCAAAUACAGGAGGUGCACCACCAAAUGGAGGAACUGCAGCAGCUACUAGAGCAGCAGAAGCUACCCCACCAACACCUGCAGCAACAGCAACAGCAACAGCAACAGCAGCAGCAGCAGCAGCACCUAGACGACCCGCAGCAGCAGCAAGAGCAACGAGAAGGCCACGAUCAGCAGCAACAGCAGCAGCAGCAGGAUGAACAGCAGCAGCAGCAGGAAGAUCAGCACCAGCAGCAACAGUCGCAGCAGCAAGAAGACCCGCAACACGAGCAGCAGCAACAGCAGUUGUUGCUGCUGGAACGGGAAGAAGACCCGCAGCAACAGCAGCAGCAGCAGCAGCAGCAGCAGCAGCCGGAUGGCCAGCAGCAACAGCAACAUUCCCAGAAGGAAGACCAACAUUGCCAGGAGGAACAGCAGGAGGAGGAGGAGCAGGAGCAGCAGCAGGAGCAGCAGCAGGAGCAGCAGCAGGAGCAGCAGCAGGAGCAGCAGCAGGAGCAGCAGCAAGAGCAGCAGCAGAAGCAGCAGCAGCAGCAGCUAGCGGCUUGCAUAGGCGACCCUGUUGCUAGGCCUUGUUGGGUUUUGAAAGGCUUAGAGAGAGAGGAGACCAUCGAUUUGCUGCACGGCGAUGUUUUGCUGCUGCAGCUGCAGCAGCAGCUGCUGCUGCUGCGUAUCUAUGAGAAGAAAGAAGAAGAAAGAGAAGCUGCUGCUGCUGCAGCACAAGGCCUCACCAGAAAGCAAAGAAGUGCUGCGCUUUAUAAGUCUCUUCUUAUGUCUCUGCUGCAGCACGUAGCACCGCCUCUGUCUUUGUUUGAAGCAUUUGUUCGCUGCUUAUCGAGACCUGAGGAUACACCGCGACUUCCUAUUGAGAGACCCUUUUGUUUCCUACUACAUGAGGACACGCAGCACCCGCAGCAGCAGCAGUGGCUGCGGCUGCAGGCAAUUUGUCUCCUCUGCAGCAGCACCGCGCGUCUCCUUUACUCCAUUACAGCAGCACUACAUAAGUACAAACAAACAGGAGACACCCAGCAGCAGCAGCAGCAGCAGCAGAUAGUCUUUACUCCUGUUCUAGUUUCACAGCCUCUCCCUUCGGACGACGGGCGGCAGCAGGAAGGCGCAGCAACAGAAGAUUUCUUAGUGGUGAGGGUCUCCGCUGGAGCAACGCGCCGCCGCGUGGGCACCUGGACACUGCAGCAAAUGCUGUACUUUUCAGACACUCUGCAAGCCCUUGCGGAAGUUCUGGUGGACUUAGAUGCUGCUGCUGCUGCAGUAAGCAGGAGCUUCAGCAGCAGAAGCAGCAGCAGCAGCAGCAACAACAACACCAGCAGCAGCAGCAGCAGCAGCAGCCGUUGCAGCUGCUGCUGUAAGGCAACUGAAGCCCGGCCUUGUGGGGUGUCUCCUUCUUCUCCUGCUGCUCUUUUGCUGUCUCUUCUCGGCGUCCUCUCUGAUAUGCCUCAGUAUACAGCUUCCUUUCAAGAUGUGCUUGCUGCUGCAUGCGCUCUCCUCACCGAUGCACCCCUGCAGCAGCAACAGCAGCAGCAGCAGCAGCAGCAGCAGCAGCACGAGCAACAGCAGCAAGAGCAACAGCAGCAAGAGCAGCAACAGCAGGCACGUUCACAGGAGAGCUCACAGGAAACGCACCAGCAGAACGAGCAGCAGCAGCAGCAGCAGCAGCAGAACGAGCACCAGCAUCAGCAGCAGAACGAACAGCAGCAGCACCAGCAAAACGAGCAGCAGCAGCAGCAGGACGCGCAGCAGCAGCAGCUGCAGCCGAAAGAGCAACAGCAGCAGCAGAACGAGCAGCAGCAGCAGGACGUGCACCAGCAACAGCCGAACGAGCAGCAGCAGCAGCAAGACGAGCAGCAGCAGCAGCAGAACGAGCAGCAGCAGCAGAGCGAGCAGCAGCAGCACAAACAGGCCGUGCACGAUGCAGCAGAACAGCAGCAGCAGCAGCAGCAAAACGCGCACCAGCAGCAGCAGCAGAACGCUCACCAGCAACAGCAGCAGCACCAGAACGCACAGCAGCAGCAGCAGCAACAGCAGCAGCAGCAGCAGCAACAGCAGCAGCAGGUGGGGGAGAGGGUCUCUGAGGAGACGGGGUCUCCUCAAGCAGCACCAAAGCGGGAGACAUGCAGGAGACAGCUCCGCCGCUGUCAGAUACUUGCUGCUGCUGAGUUGAUGGAAGCCCUAAAAACACCAGUAAAGCGUCUCUCGUCUGUAACAAUAGAAACCCCUCCUGCAGCAGCAGCAGCAACAACAACAGUUCCAGCAGCAGCAGCAGCAACAACAACAACAACAGUUCCAGCAGCAGCAGCAGCAGCAGUCCCAGCAUCAGCAGCAGCAACAGCUGAAACAGAAGCAGAAGCAGCAGAACCAGACGCAGCAGCAACAGCUGCUGCUGCUGCAGCAAUCCUUUCAAAAGCACUGGAGGCCUCGCAAGCAGGGUUUGAUGCUGCUACGGGGCCCCCUGAGGCCGAAGAGGUGGCUGCACAGGCAGCGGAUCCUGCUGCUGCUGCUGCUGCUGCUGCUGCUGCAACUCCUCUUAGGGGAUCCAUAGACAACCAAGACCCGCUGGAGGGACAGCCGAGGUGUCUGCUGCAGCAGCAGCUGGGGGCGCCUCCCUCACUGCCUCUAGACUCCAGCGGCAGCAGCAGCAGCAGCAGCUGCAGCAGAAGCAGCAGCAGCAGCAGCAACGGCAGCAGCAGCAACAGCAGCAGCGACUCCGAAAGCGAGACUGAAAGCCUCUCCCCACUCCGCAGCAAAGGGGUUCUUCAGAUUCUGUCUCCUGCAGCAGCAGCAACACCAGCAGCACCAGCAGCAGAAGCACGUAGAGAAGCAGUGCCAGCAAAGGCCCCGCAUGCAGCAGCAACAGCAACAACAACAGCAGCAGCAGCAACAGCAGAGUGGGAUUUGUACGAUAGCUCUGUCUUUUACUCUGCAGAAGAAGGAGACAGUUUGUCUCCUUUAGACUCUGCUGCCAGCUCUAUAGAAGACGCAAGCCUCGGAAGGCUCAUUCAACCUGCAGCAGCAGCAGCAGCAGCAGCAGCAGGGAAUGCAGCAAGCCAACAGAAGACUCUUCAACGCCUAGAGGAGACUUACUCUGUCCACGAAAUACGCAAAGUGCAGCGCAUGCACAAACAGCUGAAGCGGAAGCUGCAAACCCUCAUACAAAUCGUAGAGCAGCAGCAGCAGCAGCAUUCACAGCAGCAGCAGCAACAACAACAAAAACAGGAGCAGCAACAGCAGCAACAGCAGCAACAGCAGCAACAGCAGCAACAGCAGCAACAGCAGCAACAGCAGCUGCAGGAUGACCAGCAACAACGAGAACAAGAGCAGCAGCAACAAGAACAGCAGCAACAACAAGUGCAGCAGCAACAACAACAAGAGCAGCAGCAGCAGCAGCAACUCGAGCAGAUGCAGCAACAGCAGCAGCUGCAGCAGCAAGGGCACAGCGUAGCGUCUACACCGCCCGUCUCCUUUGGUGCUGCUGACGGUGAAGCAGAAGCAAUAGGAGCUGCAGCAGCAGCCAUAACGAGGCAAGCAACUGCUGCAGCAACAGUAACUAGAGAAACAGCUGCAGCAAUAGCAGCAGCAACAGCAGCAACGGCAAAAGCAAAAGCAACAGCACACAAAGCAGCUGCUGUUGCUGCAGCAACAACAGCAGCAAGCAUAACUGAACGGGCCACAAUAGUAAGAAAAGAGGCGAGCGUCGUUGGUGCAGCAGCAGCAGCAGCAGCUGCCGCUGCUGCUGCUGCUGCUGCUGCAGCUGCUGGCACGCAGGCCCAAGUCGCAGCAACGGCAGCAAAGGCACAGGCAGCAAAAGACGAGGCAAUUAUUGUAGCUGCAGCAGCAGAAGCAGCUGCAGCAGAUGUGGCAGCAGCAACUGCUGAGGAAGCAGCAGCAACAACAGCAGCAGAAGCAACGGAAGCAGCUGAUGCAUUCGCAUUAGCGGCAGACUCUGCUGCUGCUGCUGCUGAGAUAGAAGCAACAGCAGCAGCCGAAGCAGCAGCACAGGCGAGGCUAGCGGAAGAAGAGGCAAUCGAUAUAGCAGCAGCAGCAGAAGCAGCAGCAGCUGAUGCUGCGCCAGAUGCAGCAGCAGCAGCAGCAACUGCAGCAGCUAACAGAGAAGCAAAGGAUGAAUCAGCUGCAGAACAUAAUAUGCUAGGAGACACUGAAGCAGCAGAUGCAGCUACCCAGGAAGGAGUAGCAGCAGCAGCAACUGCUGCUGCUACUGCAGCAGCACGGGGCCUCCUAAUGCCGACGCCCCUAGCAGCAUCAACUACAGCAGCAGCUCCACCGGACACUGCAGCAGAAUGCUCAGCAGCAGCAGCAACAGAUGCAGCAGCAACCUAUGCAGCGCCAGAAGCGGGAGAUGCAGCAGCGGCAGAUGGAGCAGCAGAAGCAGCAGCAGAUGCAGCAGUAGCAGAUACAGGCGCAGCAGAAGAAGCAGCAGCAGCAGUUGCAGCAGCAAUAGGUUCAGCAGCACCAACAGCAGAUGCAGUGAAAGGCAGCGCCCGUAUAGAGAUUAAGGGAGAAGUAACCCUAGCAGCAGCAGCAGCAGCAGCAAAAACAAGUGCAGCAGCAGAAGCUGCAAGAGCACGGGCAUCUGCUGCAGUAAGAGCAGCACAAGCAAAGUCCUCAGCGACAACAGCAAAAAUCAAGGAAGCAGCAGCAGUGGCAGCAGCUGCAGUAUUAGCUGCAGGAGCAGCUAAAGCAGCAGCGAUAUCUGCAGCAGCAGAAGCGGGAGCAGCAGAAAUUGCAGCAGCAGAAGAUGCAGCAGCAGAAGCUGCAACAGCAGAAGCUGCGGCAGUAGAAGCUGCAGCAGCAGAAGCUGCGGCAGCAAAAGCUGCAGCAGCAGAAGCUGCGGCAGCAAAAGCUGCAGCAGCAGAAGCUGCAGCAGCAAAAGCUGCAGCAGCAGAAGUUGCAGCAGCAAAAACCGCAGAAGCGCAAGCCGCAGCGACAGAGACAACUGCAGCAACAGAGGCUGCAGCAGUAGAGACAACAGCAGCAACAGAAACUGCAGCAGCAGACACAACAGCAGCAACAGAUACUGCAGCAGCAGAGACAACUGCAGCACCAGAAGCUGCAUCGGCAGAAGCUGGACCAGAAGCGGCAGCAGCAGCAGCAGCUGAAGCCACAAAGACUGCAGCAGCAGAGACAACUGCAGCAGCAGAGACAACUGUCGAAGCAGAUGCUGGAGUAAGAGAAGCUGAGGCAGCCGAAGCUGCAGCAGCAGCGGCAGCCGCAGCAGAAGCUGCAGUAGCAAGGGCUGCAGCAGCAGCAGCGGCGAAAGUUGCAGCAGCAGAAGCUGCGGCAGCAAAGACAGCAGCAGCAGAAGCUGGAGCAGCACAGACAGCAGCAGCGGAAGCCAUUGAGGAAGGCAUGCUGCUGGUUUCUGGUGCUGCAGCAGCAGCGAUUGAGGGGAGGAGACAGGUGUCUGAAGCAGCAGCAGAUGCUGCUGCUUCUGCUGCUGCUGCUGCUGAUGUUGCUCGCAAGGCAGCAGCAGCAGCAGAGCAGUGCCAGCAAGCAGAGGUUCGGAGUGCAGCAGCAGCAUCAGCAGCAAAAGCAGCGGCAAGUAUCACAACAGCUGCAGCAGGAGAUGCGUCUGCUUUACUGUUGCGUGCAGCAGCAGCAGGGGAGCAGCUGCAGGGCACCGCUGCUGCUGCUGCUGCCUCAGGGCAAGAGGCUGCAGCUGCUGCUGCUACUGCAACUGCUGCUGCUGCUGAUGCACAGCAGCAGCAGCAGCAAACACUUACGUUCAAAGAAGCUGCAAAGGCCGCGGCUCUGCGGGCUGAAGAUAGAGCAGCAGCAGCAGCAGCUGCUGCUGCUGCUGCUUCCUCAGGUCAAGAAACUGCAGCAGCAGCAGCUGCUGCUGCUGUCUCAGGUCAAGAGGCUGCAGCAGCAGCAGCUACUGCUGCUGUCUCAGGUCAAGAGGCUGCAGCAGCAGCAGCUACUGCUGCUGUCUCAGGUCAAGAAGCUGCAGCAGCAGCAGCUACUGCUGCUGCUGCCUCAGGUCAAGAAGCUGCAGCUGCUGCAGCUGCUGCAGUUGCUGCUGCUGCUGGUGCGCAGCAACAGCUGCAGCAAACAGAUACAUUAAUACAAGCUGCAAAAACAGCAGCUCUCCUUGCUGAAAAUAGAGCAGCAGCAGCAGCUGCUGCUGCUACUCUGCUGGAAGAGACACAGCAGCAACACAGUGCUGCUGCUGCUGCUCUGCAGCAGCAGCAAACAGAAGUGGCAGCAGCAGCAGCAGAAAUAACAGCAACAGUGCAAGCAGCAAAGAGCGAGGAGGCAAAAAUCAAGGAGAUCACCGCAGCAGCAGCUGCUGCUGCUGCCGAAGUGCAGCAGCACACAGCAGAGCUGCAGCAACAGAAGGAAGCAGCGGCUGCAUCUUUGAAUUCUGCUGCUGAGGCAGCUGCUGCUGCUGCGCUGCGGAAGCAGCAAGUAGAAGAUGCAUACAUCAUUGUGAAGGCAGCAGCAAACGAAGCCAAGGAAGAAGCAGCAGCAGUAAGACGAGAAGCUGCAGCAGCAGAGCAGCAGCUGAAGUUUAGUUCUGCUGCAACCCAACGCAUGCAGCAAGCUGCAGCAAGUGCUCUUGCUGCUGCUACUACUGCUGCGCAGCAGCACAAAGAAGAAGCAGCAGCUCACGCUGCUGGAGCGCAGCAGCACGUGCUUGCUGCCGCAGCUGGGGCCAAGGAGGUGCAGCAGCAAGUAGCAGCAGCAGCAGCGGCUGCUGCUGCUGCUCAGGAGCAGCACCAGAAGGCAAAUGAAUGGGAAGGGCUUGCGAAGGCAGCAGCUGCUGCUGCUCAGCAAGCUGCUGCUGCUGCUGGGGAGCUCACGUCGACUAUGCAGCAGCAGCACGCUACUGCUGCUGCUGCUGCUGCUGCGCAGCAACAGCAGCAGCAACAGCAGCAAGCCUUGGAAGCAGCAGAGCAGGCGAAACAAGCGGCUGUCGCAGCACAGGAAGCUGCUGCUGCUGCUGCUGCUGCUGCUGAAUCAGCAACAGCAGACAGCGAGCAGCAACGGUCUGCUGCUGCUGCUGCUGCGGCGGCUGCUGCUGCUGCUGAGCAAAACGAAGACAGGAAGCUCCUGUGUCUCGCUAACGCGGCUGCAGCAAGUGUAGCCGACCUGCAGCAGCACAAAGAAGCAGCAGCAGCAGAUGCAGCAUCAGCGCAGCAACACAAGGAAGCAGCAGCAGACUGCGCAGCUGCCGCAGAAUCUGCUGCGCUCAAAUGUAUAGCCACAGCAGCACAGCUGCAGCAGCUUGCUGACAGGACAGCAGCAGCUGUUGCUUCGGAGCGACGGCGGCUGCAGCAGUCCUGGGAAGCAGCAGCAGCAGCAGCAGCAAAGUCUCAGAAGCAAGUGGAGAUGCUUCGUGCUGCAGCAGCAGCAGCAGCAGCAGAGACCAUCGAACACAGCAGCGUCUCCGCUGCUGCGCACACAGAAGCCCUUGCUGCAGCAGAAACAGCAGCAGAUGCAGCAGCAGCAGCUGCUGCUGCUGUGGGCGCAGUGCAGACAGCCGGAAGAAUAGCAACAAGGGGAGCAGCAGCAGCAACUGCUGCUGCUGCUGCAUCUCUGGAGUCAUCCGAGCAGGCGAAACGUGCAGCAGCAGAAGCAACAGCAGCAGAAGCAGAAGCAACAGCAGCAGCAAAGAGAGCGGAGUCGGAGAGGAGCAGCAGCGCGUCCUAUAUUGCUGCUGCAGCGUCAGCAGCUGCAGCAUCUGCAGCAGCAGCAGCGGAGCGCGCCUCCGCAGCAGAAGCAGCAGCAGCAGCUGCUGCUGCGAAAGCAGCAAGCAGCCAGGAAGCCUGCUGCACUGCAGCACGAGGAGCACUCACUUCUGUUGCUGCAGCAGAAGCAGCAGUACAAGCGGAGAGGGUGGCAGCAGAAUGUACCGGCCUCUCCAUAGCAGCAGCAGCAACACUGCAGCAGCAAACCUCCGCUCUAAUAAACCCUCUCCCUACCCUCCCCUUAGGGGGCCCCCACCACGGGGGGGCCCCCAACGGGGGGCCCCUAACUGGGGGGCCCCCCGUCAAACCUGAGGGGGCCCCUAAUGGGGGGCCCCCCCUUCAACCUGAGGGGGCCCCUAUAGGGGGGCCCCUCGUCCAGGCAGCAGAUAUACAAAGUGCUGGAGCACCGAACGAAGAAAGCAGCAAGUGCAGCAGAGAAGGAGACAAUAAUGUUUAUCUUGCUGCAGCAGCUACAGCAACAGCAGCAGCAAACGCAACUCAGCCUACUCCUUCUCCAGAAGAAACGGGCAAAACAAACAGACCCACUUCAAGCUGCAGCAAUAGCAGCAACAGCAGUAACAGCAGCAACAGCAGCAGCAACCGCAGCAGCAGCACUAGCUUUGUCAGUGCACUUGCUGCUGUCCCCACAGAACCUGCACCAUCGGAGACAGCCGAAUGUACGCCAAGGCUUUGGGCGCAGUGCCCCAACAGCAGCAGCGACAGCAGCAGCAACAACAACAGCAGCAGCAGCAGCAAUGAAAAGAGCACCAGCAGCAGCAGCAAAACCCCUGCCAACGCAAACAGCAGCAGCAGCAACAGCAGUAACAAGGAGGGGGUUUCACACGUCAUAAGACGUAGGCCUUGUCCGGGAGACCUGAAAAAUGCGGCCUCCUCCGCUGCUGCUGCUGCUGCUGCUGCUGCUGCUGCUGCUGCAGCUGAAACGUCUGCUUCCGCUGCACGGCUACUCCAGCGUGGCCUAAGCAGCCCACCAGCCUUCAACUGCAGCAGCAGCAGCAGCAGCGGUGGGCCCUUGCAGCAGCAAAGACAGCGCAGCAAAGACAGCAACAAGGAUAUAGGGGCAACUCCCUCUGUUAAGUGCAGCAGCAACAAUAGCAGCAGCAGCAGCAGGAGUGCAGCCUCCUCUAUUCAUCGUCAUCAGCAGCAGCAGCAAAGGCCCCCCGAACAGCCAAAACAGCAGCGAGAACAGCAGCAGCAGCAGCAUCCGGGGGCCCCAAAGGCUGCAGCUGUCUCUCUUUCUCAACGCAGGGGGCCCCCCACGUGUUCUUUGGGCGUCCGCUCCGCUUUCUGGGGGGCCCCCCAAGGGUACGGGGGCCCCCGUACCCUUGGGGGCCCCAGUGUGUUGGGUGUGGGGUUUGAAGAAGAGACAGCUGUUCGGCUGUCUCUGCAGGAGACACUUGCAGCAGAAAGGAGACGGAGACGAGAAAGAAAAAGAGAUAUGCUUAUACAGUCAAGGUCUUUUGCUGCUGCUGAUGCUGCUGCUGAUGUGGGUGUUGUUGUUGCUUCUGCACGUCGCUGA